Messenger RNA from Uloborus diversus, 753 nucleotides. RefSeq names its product mitochondrial import inner membrane translocase subunit Tim29-like. NCBI's taxonomy places the organism in Eukaryota, Metazoa, Arthropoda, Arachnida, Araneae, Uloboridae. The record is from RefSeq and is a predicted model, not a curated record. Gene Ontology annotation, cellular component: TIM22 mitochondrial import inner membrane insertion complex. The transcript is spliced from 3 exons. Gene Ontology annotation, biological process: protein insertion into mitochondrial inner membrane. The coding region runs from base 100 to 711 and encodes 203 amino acids.
AAAUCAAAAAUAAACAAAAUAAACAUGUCGGUAAAGUUAUAAUCAAAGAUGAAGUUUUUAUUGCCGAAAUAGCUCAGUCGGUAGAGCGUUAGACUGAAGAUGAAUUUUUUAAGAAUUCGUGCAAUAGCAAAAUUUGGAGAAAUUGUUUCGAAACGCUUUUCGCUACUUCAGGAAAAGCUUAAACUUCCAGAGAAAUGGAAAGGUGGCCGAGUCGAACAAUGGAGUUUAUUCUGGCAAGGAAUGUUUCUUGAUUAUAAAACAGUUGCUACAGAUGUUAUUCAAGGUGCUAAAAAUAGACCUCAUAAAGCAGUUCUGGUCGCUUCAGGUCUUGGAGUCCUGUUUACUGCUUUGAAGACAAAUCCAGAUGAACAGUCCUUUUAUGAUCAAAUCUUAAACUGUGUAUGUAUUUUGGCUAUGGUCGGUGAUCCGAUUCGGAACCCGAAAUCAGAAGAACACAUCAAUUAUCUUGUACGAUAUCAGAACCAAAGCUUACUGAGGAGAACAGAUUUGCUUUUUUUCAAUUUAAUAUGGGUGGCUGAUUACCCUAAAAACUGUGGCAUCUAUGCUGCUCACUGUAAAUACUUGAAACCUCAUUACCUCACUUUUUACCAAAGGAUUAUAGACGUCGGUAUAUUUGGUACUUGGUGGAAUAUGAAGCUGAAAAUGAGAGAUUUUGAUGUUAAUCCAAGUGAGUGGGUUGAUAAAACAUGAUUCAUUAAAAAAAUUAAAAUUUAAAUUGUUUCUUGUUACUGA